AAAAAGAAAAAGAAAAAGAAGAAGAAGAAAGCGACGGUAUGGUAAGCAACGUGCAGGGAAGCCUUUUCGAGGAGAAAAGGAAAGGUGAAUAACAAGGUAGAACGUUGUUGCGACAACAACGACGACAACAAAAAAGAAAAGGAAGGAUCAAUCGAACACGACUAACGUGGCAGAAGAGAAAAGAAGAAUCUUCUACGUAAAAGAAAGAGAGACAAGAAGGUUGCUCGUAGCAAAGAAGCCGAAGAAACGGAAAGAUUCAAAAGAGAAGAUAAGCUGCAGCGAUCAAACUGAAUCGAACGAGGAGAAAGCUCUGAAAAGAGCUCUCAUCCUCUCCCGUCUCAUUCACUCUCUACUCUAUCGAUCUCUGUCCCUUCAAUUCUAUCUCUGUUUACCGCGGUGCACCUGUCUUCGUUCGCCUCGCGCACGCCCCGCCCCGACCAAUGGAGCGUUGAGGGGCCCGGUGACGUCACCGUACAGCGCAGUAGAAGGGCCUGAAAUAGUGGGGAACAGGAUCGUCCACCACCACGUCUCGGAGGCCGUGAAAGCCCCACGGGGGCCAGCAGCUAGCUGGAAUCAGCGGCAGCGGCCUGACCGGCCGUUGGCCGGGUUGGUGGGGGCAGGAAGAGGGGCACCCUGAUGCCCAGGAGACUAGGGCGAAGGAAGAACGCAGGGUACUCACCGAAACCCAUCCCGCAUUUCCCACCACCGGCUCGUCCGGAAAACGUGCGCCACAGAGCUUCCGGACUGGUGCUUGAAUAUCGAGUUCGGUCAAGUGAGUCGGAUUAAUUCUGGUGUAUACAUCCGCGCAAAGCGGUCGAUAAUAAUCGUAAUACUCGAAUUACACAAUUCCACAAUUUUACUGUCACCGUUACUAUCGUCAUCGAUCGGAUUGAUUGCGUGUAGUUUCGAUCCUGGAAAACGGACGAUUUUCGAUUUUCGAUAUUGAAAUAUUACGGUGAUGGUUCCUAUAGAUUUGUAACAUAUAAUGAAAAUGAUUCAGGUAAAUAAACAAUAGAAGAACAUUCUAUUUUCGAUCUCGCGAGACGUUUGAAACUUAUAUUGUUAUUAUUAUUGUUGAUAACAAAAUUGCGGAUACGCGAUUAUCAAAAGAAGGAAAGGAGAAUAUUAUAUUAUAAAAAGAAAACAGAAAGCAGAACAGUGAGAGAGAAUCUCCCUCCAAAGGAGACUCUCGUUAAAAGUGAGAAACAGUUUCCGGUGUCGGAUCAAUUUUGCUAUCAUUCGAUUAAAAAUUUUUCGGAUUGUUUUGAAUCUCGUGGGUGAUUAGACGCAGCUACGACGGUCACAACGGUGGUAAGAGUGCGUGUAGGGAGGGUGUGUGAUGCCCUGGUUAUGCGUGAGUGAGGUCAGUGGCAAGAGGAGGAAAAGAAGGACCGGCAACUCUUCAUCAAACUUGUCGUUUUCACCAUCAUUAUUUAGUUGUGGAGGAGGAGGAUUGCCGGCGGCGGUGGUGGUGAGAACUCAGUGGUAUCCAUCCAAGUGUUCGUGAAAGAGGUACACGAGGAAGCAGUGACCGAACAGGGUCGUCCUCGAGGCAGAGCCACGUGAUUAUGGUGCACCAUCAUCAUCGUCGUCGCGGCCUUCAGGCGAGCCAUCACUGCGCAGUUAGGAGGCGAGGCGCGACACCCUCGCUGCUUCAAGUGUUCCUAUUGAUACUUGGCCUCUGGCUACCGAUAUUGGACAACGGUGCCCUCGUCUUGGCUUGUGGACCAGGCAGAGGUGGCGGACGACGUCCAGGUCUGAGAAAACUUACGCCUCUGGUGUUUAAGCAACAUGUACCCAACGUUAGCGAAAACACGCUACCGGCUAGCGGGCUCAGCGAGGGUCGUGUUUCCAGGCACGAUUCCAGGUUCAGAGAUCUCGUGCCUAACUACAACGCCGACAUCAUCUUUAAGGACGAGGAGGGUACCGGAGCGGAUCGAUUGAUGACACAGAGGUGCAAGGAAAAGCUGAACACUCUUGCUAUUUCAGUAAUGAAUCAGUGGCCGGGAGUGAAGUUGAGAGUGACAGAAGGAUGGGACGAAGAGGGAAAACACGCGACGGAUUCGUUACAUUACGAAGGACGUGCCGUCGACGUGACGACGAGCGAUCGGGAUCGCUCGAAAUACGGAAUGUUAGCAAGACUCGCCGUCGAAGCUGGUUUUGAUUGGGUUUACUACGAGUCCAGGUCGCAUAUUCACUGUUCCGUCAAAUCGGAAUCCUCAUCCGCAGCGAAAUCCGGAGGUUGCUUCCCAGGCAAGAGCUUAGUGCGAACUUCAGACGGUUCAAUGAAGAGAUUAGAUCAAAUUCAACUUGGCGAUCAUAUCGCGGCGCUCGAUUCUAAUGGUGACAUUGUAUAUAGUGAAGUAAUAGCCUUUCUCGACAGAUCUUUAACCGAAAGGCGACAAUUCGUUAGACUAACCACUGAAUCUGGCCAUAUACUCACUCUUACACCGGCUCAUUUGGUUCCUGUUGAGGGUAGAUCAACUGUAUUUGCCGGCAGAAUUCAAUUAGGCGAUAAGAUCUUAGUGAGAGAUCCAUCCAAUGAGAUCGAAGUGCAACAUCGUCUUAGAUGGGACAAAGUGAUCGACAAUCAGUUAGUCCUCGAAGAGGGCAUCUUCGCUCCUCUGACGACUGAAGGAACGGUGUUAAUAGAUGAUGUGGUUGCUUCCUGUUAUGCGUUUGUAGACAACCAAGAAAUAGCUCAUCUCGCGUUUCUGCCGUACAGAUUAUGGAGCAAUAUGAGAUCCUUCUUCGAAAGGAGGAUUUUUGACGGUGAAGAUUUAAGCUAUCAAAACGCAAGACAAAAUUCGAAAACGAAGCAAGAAGGCAUCCUCUGGUAUGCAUCCUUUCUUUAUUGGGUCUCUUCUUAUGUGACACCCACAAAAAUGCUAUAUCAGUGAGCUAGAUAUCACAUUAAUCGAGAGGAGAAUCUUUUUUUAAUUUUUUUGUCUGAAACACGUUUAAAAUAACCCUGUAGUGUCAUGUGAUCCAAAAGGAUUUAAAAAGACAAGUAUUGAAAAUUUUUAACUAAGAAUACAGUUAUUA
Apis dorsata (giant honeybee) is the source of this 3045-nucleotide messenger RNA. It is a transcript of the gene hh, whose product is annotated as sonic hedgehog protein A. The transcript has 3 exons. Gene Ontology annotation, biological process: multicellular organism development; protein autoprocessing; cell-cell signaling. The record is from RefSeq and is a predicted model, not a curated record. Lineage: Eukaryota; Metazoa; Arthropoda; Insecta; Hymenoptera; Apidae. Bases 1569 to 2900 code for a protein of 443 amino acids. Gene Ontology annotation, molecular function: calcium ion binding; patched binding.